Molecule: messenger RNA, 3013 nt
Organism: Linum tenue
Lineage: Eukaryota; Viridiplantae; Streptophyta; Magnoliopsida; Malpighiales; Linaceae
Source: the annotation of a GenBank genome assembly
CAGGCCUGCUCGAGAAAGGGCGGUUCGGCUUCAUUUCUGCUUAACCGGAGACUUCCCGGAGGGAAACCAGAAAACGGGCGCAGAGGAGAAACCCGGAGAACGAGAAAACGUUUGGCAAUCUGAACGUUUUGAAACCUUUCUCCAAACCCCAAACUCCCGCGCUCACUUCACUCUUCGAAGUCAAUUUCUUCCUUCUUCACUCCAAUUCCUAACUCGCAGAAGAACCCGUAGCUUUGCUUCACUAAUUCAUCCAUGGCGCAUCUUCCGAUAGUUCAAUUCGAGGAGCAGAUCAUUAGAACGGUGGAAGACAAUUCGGUGGUGGUCGUCAUCGGAGAGACCGGUUCCGGUAAAAGCACACAACUCUCGCAGAUGCUGCACCGCCAUGGCUACUCCAAGCGAGGAAUAAUCGGCGUCACUCAGCCUCGUCGAGUUGCUGCUGUCUCCGUUGCCAGACGAGUUGCUCAGGAGCUCGGCGUUAAGCUUGGGGAGGAAGUAGGUUACGCGAUUCGGUUUGAAGAUAGGACUUCAGAUUUAACGCGAAUCAAAUACCUCACUGAUGGAGUCCUUCUCCGAGAAAGUUUAUCGGACCCUGAGCUUAGCCAUUAUUCGGUCAUUAUAUUGGAUGAAGCCCAUGAGAGGAGCUUGAACACAGACAUUCUAUUGGGUCUGGUGAAGCGAUUGACUAAACUGCGUGCCUCCAAUUUGAAAGUUCUGAUCACAUCUGCAACUCUGGAUGGGGAGAAAGUAUCUGAAUUCUUUUCCGAGUCCCCGAUUCUGAACGUCCCUGGAAAGCUAUACCCUGUGGAAGUAGUGUACAGUAGGGAACGUCCUAUAAGUUAUACGGAAUCUUGCCUGAAAACAGCUCUAGAUAUACAUCGUAAGGAACCUGAAGGUGAUGUGCUGAUAUUCAUGACCGGACAGGAUGAUAUUGAGAAGCUGGUCUCGAAAUUGGAGAAUAAGAUUCGAGGCCUAGAGGAAGGUUCCUGCAUGGAUGCAAUUAUCCUCCCUCUUCAUGGUUCUUUGCCACCUGAAAUGCAGGCAGGGUUUUCUUUAUUUCCUUUUCCCUUCUCCUGUGAAGUGAAAGUGUUUAGUCCUGCUCCUCCAAAUUGUAGGCGCUUUAUUGUUGCCACGAACAUUGCUGAAACUUCUUUGACUGUUGAUGGAGUUGUGUAUGUUGUUGAUUCGGGUUAUGUAAAGCAAAGGCAGUACAAUCCAUCAACUGGCAUGUAUUCUCUUGAUGUUGUUCAGAUCAGCAAAGUGCAAGCAAAUCAGCGUGCAGGGCGAGCAGGGAGGACGCGCCCUGGAAAGUGCUAUAGGUUAUACCCUUCCUUAAUGUAUCAAGAUGAAUUGCUCGAUGUGACUGUCCCAGAGAUACAGCGAACUUCACUUGCUGGCACCGUCCUUUACUUGAAGUCCUUGGAUCUUCCUGACAUUGAUAUUCUUAAGUUUGAUUUCCUGGACCCGCCUUCUGCUGAGUCGCUAGAAGAUGCUUUAAAACAACUGUAUCUAAUUGAUGCAAUUGAUGAAAAUGGAGCAAUCACAAGUAUUGGACGGACAAUGGCUGAACUGCCGCUAGAACCCUCACUUUCCAGAACAUUAUUAGAAGCAAAUGAGAACGGUUGCUUAUCCCAAGCUUUGACUGUUGCUGCUAUGUUAUCUGCAGAAACUUCAUUGCUUCCUAAUCGAAGUAGCAAGAACAAUGAAAAGAAGAGGAAACAAGAACCUGUAGAACUCCCUACUGGAUCUGGUUAUGGUGAUCACAUCCAGAUGCUACAGAUCUAUGAGCAAUGGGAUCGGAAUGGGUAUGACAUUAGGUGGUGCAGAGAUACUGGCUUGCAGGAGCGAGGAAUGGUGUUUGUUAAAGACGUCCGGAAACAAUUAUCUCAGAUUAUGCAGAAAAUUGCCAAGGGUUCAACCGAUGUACGAGCCAAUCGAAGAUACCGUGAAAGCGAACAUGAUUAUAGGAAUUUAAGGAAGGCCUUGUGUGUAGGCUACGCAAAUAGGCUUGCUGAGAGAAUGAUUCAGCACAAUGGUUACAGAACUAUAGGGUUCAAGCCUCAACUAAUUCAGGUACACCCUUCUUCAGUGCUAAAAGCUGACGAUGAUGGAAUGUUCCCAAACUAUGUUGUCUAUCAUGAGCUUAUCGCCACUUCUCGUCCAUACAUGCGGAAUCUCUGUACUGUGGAGAUGAGAUGGGUCUCUCCCAUUUUCAAGAAGCUUGAGAACUUGGAUGUCAGCAAACUCAGUGGAGGACUUCAUCGUGAUGUAAGAAACGGAGAAGGAAAAUCCUUAGAGUUGACGAAAAAAGAAAAUGUUGCUGCUAGGACUCCCGACGACCAUGAGAGCAGAGUCCUGGCUGCUCGUGAACGGUUUCUCGCUCGAAAAGCACAGAAAUGAGUUUCUCUCAUCAUUCGUUUGCCUCGAGUACCAGUCAUUGAUACAAGGACUCGUCAAAGUGAAAAGCUGCUAGACAUCUCUGGAGUCUGAACUAAGCUUAGCUUCACCUUUCUGGUAGCUCGUGAUCCAAAAGCCUCUGAGCGCUAGAGUUCUACUUGCACAGUUACACUAGUAGGCUCCCGCAUCUGUCUAUUUUCGGCCGUAUUUCCCCCAUGUAUGCUUUCAUUAACACUGGAACACUAAAACGAAUGGCAGUGACAGUGAAGAACAACUGCUGUAGAAUUGUAUUUGUAGCACUGCCAGAUUUACAGAGAUCUGAACUCCUUGCUGAUUACAACUGUUAUUGCUUGUAACCAGAUGUUGCAAAACAGGAACCCAAAGAUGAUGCACUUGCUGAACUUAGCAUGGGAAUCAUUAGGAAGCCUGUUCGCAGAAACCUUGUUCCAUUUUUAUCUCCACUGCAUAGUAACGUUCCAUGCUUUCAAGUUUCAUCACGGCCUCAUAGGGAACUUCACAAGGGUUGAAAAAGUUGGGAUGGAAACGAGUUGCAGAAACAGAGCCAGCAGCAAGCAGUACAAAACAAAAGCUGCGCCAAAGAGCACAACAGCACCUCUGG